Molecule: messenger RNA, 4308 nt
Organism: Saprolegnia parasitica CBS 223.65
Lineage: Eukaryota; Oomycota; Saprolegniomycetes; Saprolegniales; Saprolegniaceae
Exons: 18
Coding region: 1-4308 (1435 amino acids)
Biological process (GO): calcium ion import across plasma membrane
Cellular component (GO): membrane
Molecular function (GO): calcium channel activity; protein binding
Source: RefSeq, a predicted model, not a curated record
AUGCAGCGCGGUGACACGACCGACUUCGGCAGCGACGACGACGCGAGCCUCGACGGCUUGACGCUCCUCGAGCUCCUGGCCAAAGGCAAGGAAAGCGAAGUGCUCUGGCGCCUGCGCACGCCCGGCACCAUCACCGACGACGACCUCACGAGCCUCGACGAGGACGGCGACUCGGUGCUCUCGAUGGCCGCGCUCUCCGGCUCGUUGCCAGUCGUUCAAGCGCUCAUCGAGUCGACGCCGUACGAGUCCAUUCCCAACUUUGCGUGGAUGACCAUGCAGCGGGCGGUCGCCUACAACCAGCUCCCGAUCCUAACGUAUCUCUGGGACUUCAUCCCAGACCCUUUGGACCUCAAGUCGCCAACCAACGGCAACACGCUUCUGCACCACGCGACGGACCACAGUGCCAUGAACGUGCUUCGCUGGCUCCUCCCGCGCUUCCCGAAUGUCGACGUCACCAACGAGGACGGCGAGACGCCGUUUCUGGUCGCGAUUUCCAACGCCGACUAUGCAUGCGCGGCCGUGCUCGUGGCCGCCGGCGCCGACAUCUUCGCACGCGCCACGAAUGGAAACACGGCGUUGCAUUAUGUGAUCCAUAAUGCGCCGGACGACGACGACGACGACGACUUCGUUGAGACCCUCGACGGUGUCCUCGCCGAAGGCUACAGCCUGGACGCAGUCAACGAGGCUGGCGAGCGCCCCGCCGACCUGACCGAGAACCCACGCAUUCGAGCCCUUCUCGAGGCCGAAGCCACCUUUCGCCAAGCCUUUCCCGUCCACGCCCUUGUCCGCACCAACAAGGUCGCCCGCUUCGAGGCGUGGCUCACCGAGAUGCGUGACAAGCACGGAGAGAACGCCGAUGACGAGAUUGCGGCAGCACUGACAGCCCCGGACGAGGCGGGACGCACGCCGCUCAUGCACGCAGCACUCAUGUUCGACGACCUCCGCGACGCGGACCAAGUGCUGUACUGCAUUUUGCCGCACGUUCCGGCCGAUGCGGCGAGCGCCAAAGACAACGAAGGACGGACGGCGCUCGAUAUGCUGGUGCGCCACGACCUUUUCUGUGCCGAGAACCCCACGGGCACGGUGCCGUCGCGCUUGAUGCGCGCGAUCCACGCCGUGAGCUGCAAGGGCAAACUCACCCUCGACUUUGCCCAUUUGCCGGCGUCGUACCUGCAGUGGGCCGCGUACUUGACGGGCGCCGCGCCGCGUGAGUGCACGGGCCAGUGCAAGAUGAGUUCGACCUCCAACAACGGCCUCUCGGGUCUAGCGGCGGCGCGCAACUGGACCGAGCUGCGCCGAGUGCUGCAAGCGCCUCUCUCGGCCGAUGUCCUCAACAAGAUUGAAGGGGGUAUGUCGGUCUUGCACCACGUGUGCGAACGCGGCAACGUUCCGGUGCUGAAGCUGCUUUUGACGCAGACCUCCCUCGACCUCAACCUGCGCUCCGAAGAGACCGGUCAGAGCGCUUUGGACUACGCCGUCGACAACGAUCAUGUCAAGAUCGUCCGGCUUUUGCUCGCAGCUGGCGCGGAUCCGAUGGUGGACGAAGACGUGAACGCUGCGUCCCUGGCCGAGCUGCGAACGAAUGCGACACCGAGCGAGCGCCUUGUCUACGACCGCUGGGAGUUGGCUCACUUCAACAUUGGUUUCUUCCUCUUGAACCUCCCGAACGUGGCCGCCGCGCGCCAGCUGGAUGCUCGCAAGCAGACGGCCAUGCACGCGGCGAUGCGCGGGUCGUUCUCCGAGGACACGCUCAACAACAUUUGCGCGACCGACAUUGACCUCGACAAGCAAGACGAGAACGGAGAAACCGCGCUCAUGGUGGCCUCCCGUCUCGGUCACACCGCCUACGUCACGUUUCUCUUGUCGAAAUCGGUCAACGUCGACCUUCAAAACAAGAUAGACGGCAAGACAGCUCUCAUGCUUGCGGCCAAUGGGUGCCAUAUCCCCGUCGUGGAGCUUCUCCUGGAAGCCUCGGCCGAAGUGUACCUCACCGACAAGAAUGACGACACGGUGCUUAUGCAGCUCGAGCAAGAGCUGUGGCGCGCUGGCAGUGCAGUCGACGACGAAAAGCUGCCGCAAGGACAGCUCCUCUCGCUCAUCAAGAAGGAGCUCCAGAUCCGCGAGAACUCGCCCGAGUACCAAGAAAAACAAGCCUUGAGCAUGGUGACCAUGUCCAUCAGCGACGUCUUCGAGAACGGUGGGUUUGCAAAAGCGAUUGCUGUCAGCGCCAAGCUCGGGCUCAAGUUUCUCAACGACUGCGUCACGCUGCAUCGGCACGAAGCUGCGUUCUCGCACAUGGACGCGGUGUACGGCGUGACAACCAAGACGAGUGCCCUCUACGCGGUCCUCAACUUGAACGCAAAGGACGAAGCGUUUGCGACCAAGAAGGUCAUGUUGGAACAUAUCGUCUUUCGCCGGCUCCUCGACAUCAAGUGGGAGCUCUUCGGGAAGCGCAUGUACCUCCAGCAGCUGCUCAUGAACGUGCUUCUCCUCUUCACGAUGACGACGUCGUCGUUCAUUGGCAGUGACGAAGCGCCGUCGACGGCCGCGUGCGUCUUUGGUAUCUCGGCGUGGAUCUUUGUCCUCUCUGCGUUUUUCGCGAUUUCGGAUCUGGAGCCGAGUGCGCUCUGGGCCGACGCGCGGAACGAGUACGACAACAGCCGCGAACUCGACCCGGACGUUGCGAUUCCGGACCUCCGCACCAAGAAGGAAGCUGCGACGUUCAUCUUGUACAUCUCGUCGGUCCUGCUCACCGUUUUUUGUGUCAUUCUUCUGGCCCUCUGCGCGCACCUCAUGCACGUCUCGGUCUGGUUUCCGGUCGUCAACACGGUCGUGCUCUGGCUCACGGCUCUCUACUUUGUCGUGACCGAGCGUGACGAGAUGCGGCACGACUUUCGCGCGUACAUUUCAUCGCACACCAACAAGGCGCAAUUGCUUGUCUACGUCAUCAUCCUCUUUCUCUUCGUGCCCAUCAAGCUCAAUUGGAUCAACGCGGCCGAUGAGAUUGAGUUUGGCCUCUCGGGCUUCCUCACGCUUGCGCUCUGGGUCCUCUCGCUUCAGUUUUUGGAGGUCGUGCCGUCGGCCAGCUUCUUGAUGCCCAUGAUGGCGGACCUUUUCGGAGACAUUUGGAACUUCUUCAUCCUCUUCAGCGUCUUCCAAGUCGGCUUUACGCUCACGUUUUACCAGCUCUUCCGCGGCAUGGACGACAGUUUGCACAAGUUUGGCAGCCUCGGGCAGUCGUUCAUGACGACCUACUACGUCUCGUUCGGUCAACUCGCAAUCGACUCGCUCGAUGCGUUUGGCGCCUCGGAGGAAGCUGACGCGUCAAUGAUGUACGUGGCGACGGCGCUGUUGAUGAUGCUGCAUGUGGCCAUCAUGGUCAUCAUCCUCCUCAACGUCUUGCUGGCCAUGAUGAACAAGACGGUCGACGGCGGCCUCGAAAAGGCCAAGACGCAAGCGCUGAUCAGCUACGCGCAGUGCAUUUUGCGCCUCGAGACAUCGAUGAACCUCGACGAAGCCGGCACCGAAGACCUCAUCUACCUCAAGACCAAGGCACUCGACGCAACGUUAGUCAACGAAGGCACGCCACUUGUGGCGCAGCGCAAGUGGCUCAACCCGAUCUUUACCGAGUGCGUGCCCAAGGCGCUGCUCGGACUCGGUGAAGAGCAAGCCGCCGAGCUGCAGACCGAAGCGGCGAACCGCGCGGCGUGGUCGACGUUGGUCGACGAGUUGGACGCGACGAUCGACAAGGAGCUCGACUUCCUCCGCGACAGCUUGCUCCAUGUCCAGCACUUUACCUCGCUGACGGUGCCGACGAUCUUUGCCGACGACCUCAAGCACAUCGAGACGACCCGGAGCCAGCUCAAGGGGAUCGUCGACGACGCGCGCAAGAGCAAGGGCGAGUUCCGCGACAAGGUGCUGACAGCGCUGCAGUCGCACCUAAAGAAGAAGCUCGGGCAGCUCAAGGACAAGCUACUGCGUAUCUGGGCGCCCAAGUUUGACGCCAAGGACAUGAGCGCGCGUGCCGAGUGCAUGCUCCUCUUCCAGAUGGCGCAGCGCUCGACGAUCGAUGCGCAGCUGCAAAAGGUCACGGACUCUAUUUUGGACAAUGUGGCCGAAGCCAUUGCGCCGACGACCGACGACGACGAAGCGGGUGAGACGACGCAGCUCCACGGCGAGAUCGAGGCGCUCAAAGCCACGGUGGAUGCCCAGUCCGAGACGAUGGCGGCCAUGGCAGUCAAGCUCAACAUGGCCGUCUCGCUUCUGCUUGAGCUCAAGGAUACCAAGGAGGACGCGGACGCCGCCUAA